GUUUACCGGAGCAUGAUGACUUCUUCGAAGGAAGUCGGUCGCCAGCCAACCAGCCUAUUUAUUUUGAAUUGAAAAAAGUGGAUAUACGUCCACGUCUGACCAACGCAACACAAUCCACGAGCCGGCACAGACAAACAAGAAACACCGGGGAGAAAGCAAACAACAGCAAAGGCGAUGGGAAAGACGAGCGGCGCCGGCGCGAAGGAGGAGGCCGCGCCCGCGGUCGCGGGGGCUAGGGAGUUCGGGAGCAUGGAGGAGUUCUGGGGCUUCUACCUGGGCCAGCACUCGAAGCCGGCCACGCGGCGGUGGCACUUCGCCGGCACGCUCGCCUCCCUCGGCUGCGCGGUGCUCGCGGCCGCCACCGGCCGCGGCGCGCCCCUCCUGGCGGCCCCCGUGCUCGGGUACGGCAUGGCGUGGUACAGCCACUUCUUCGUCGAGGGCAACCGGCCGGCCACGUUCGGCCACCCCGUCUGGUCCUUCCUCUGCGACUACCGCAUGUUCGCGCUCAUCCUCACCGGCCGCAUCGACGCCGAGCUCGCCCGACUCCGCAUCCACCCGCCCUCCCAGCGCCAGGACUGACUGAUCGAUCUGACUGAUCCGUCCCUGCGUUUCGUGGUAACUUGAAUAAGUUUGCGCGAUUUAGCUUGCUGCGUAUCUCUACGCACAGAGAGUGCCAAUCAAGGUCUUACUGUUCCUCUUCUGUUUGGUUAAGAGGAUUCGACAAUGAAGCAACAAUUUCUGUUUCAUUUCCUUUCAAUUUAGAUAAUGUAAAGGCAGCUUCUCUGCUUUAUUUCCAGUACUCAUUUGUAGAA
Messenger RNA from Brachypodium distachyon (stiff brome), 812 nucleotides. RefSeq lists its product as uncharacterized. Bases 175 to 579 code for a protein of 134 amino acids. The record is from RefSeq and is a predicted model, not a curated record. Lineage: Eukaryota; Viridiplantae; Streptophyta; Magnoliopsida; Poales; Poaceae. The transcript has a single exon.